This is a messenger RNA of Arachis duranensis, 1586 nucleotides long. RefSeq names its product probable vacuolar amino acid transporter YPQ2. The record is from RefSeq and is a predicted model, not a curated record. NCBI's taxonomy places the organism in Eukaryota, Viridiplantae, Streptophyta, Magnoliopsida, Fabales, Fabaceae.
UAGUGUUUCAUUUCGUAAUUUCUAGAGGCACCCUUCCUAUAAAUUAAAAUCCGCUUUAAUCUCUGGAAGCAAACACUAGCUCAACUGAACCUCGCAUAUCACGGAAAUAAAAUAAUAGUUUAAGAAAAAAAAAAUAAAAAGAAGAAAGCAGAGAGAUAGAGAGAAUGGGAGGCUCAUAUUGUGUGAGGGAGAGGAAGCCAUGUCUGAGAUGGGUUGAGAAAUACUUCAAAGACUGCCUUUGCAAUGUGAAAGAUGACAUCUCCUUCAGUUUCGGUCUCAUAAGUCUUGUGUGUUGGGGAGUCGCUGAAAUCCCUCAGAUUAUUACCAAUUUUCGCACCAAGUCAAGCCAUGGAGUCUCCCUUGCCUUUCUCUUCACUUGGGUUGCCGGUGACAUAUUCAACUUGGUGGGUUGCCUUUUGGAACCAGCUACGCUUUAUACAAUCACUACGAUCGUAUUGGUACUGCAAAGCUUAUACUAUGACCACCUUUACAAAUGGCGCAAACGUCGGCACAGGCUCAACAACAGAGGAGUUGAUCACGAAGAAGACAAAAAACCAUUGAAACCGAAACCAAGUCAUGAAUCUGGAAUUCCAAUACCAAAUGGCACACCCAAAGCAGCACCUCGACGGGAAUAUUACUAUACGUCAGCAAGAUCGCUAGCUGGGAGUGGCACUCCACCCUUCCGUACAUACAUGAGAGCUGUUAAAAGUGGCCCUUCAGCAAUGGAAUUGAACUGUGAUUCUUCUUCGGACGAUGAGGCAUCGUCGUCUCCGGCGAUUCCCUCUUCCACCCAACCUCGGCCCAUCCCACGUUCCGCAGCUGGAUAUGGGACAUUUCUCGCUGCAUCUGUUAACCUGCCUCUGAAGGGUAAUGCUCUGAGAGAAGGAUACAUAAGAUUCAAUGGACGAAAACUUCUGCAGGAGCAACAGGUACACAGUGCACUUGGUCAAUGGUUGGGAUGGCUCAUGGCUGCUAUAUAUAUGGGAGGUCGCCUACCACAAAUAUGGUUGAACAUUAAACGAGGCAGUGUAGAGGGCUUAAAUCCUUUCAUGUUCGUGUUUGCACUAAUUGCUAAUGCUACUUAUGUUGGAAGUAUUCUUGUACGAACUACAGAAUGGGAUAGCAUCAAACCUAAUAUGCCAUGGUUGCUGGAUGCUGUAGUUUGCGUGGCACUGGACCUUUUUAUAAUACUACAGUACAUCUACUAUAAAUACUUCAGGAGGAGAGCACCAAGUUGUGAUGGAGACUACUACGAAGACGCCAGAAAAAGCUGAUCCAGCUUGAUCCCAAAGAUUUAACUGAUCAUUGCCAAUUUGAAAAAUGGCUAUACAUUCCCAAAGUUGAGUUUUGGGUUGUGACAUUUAGCUUUUUUUUUUGGCUUGGGGCUGAUUAGCUUUAUCUGAAUCUAACUAGAGAUGGGUGAGGAUUAAGUAUGCAAGUGUCUAAAUCAUUGCUGCUAGAGAAAAUGGCAUGCCACUUUGCCACUAGCUUUUCAAGUGUAUCAAUUAUGAUUUCUCCAUGAUUCAUCCUAUCGUAUGGUUGUUAUAUUUUUAAGUGAUAAUAUAGCACUUUGUUUCGCUGUCAAA